AUGCCGACUACACGGAGUGCCAGCAAAAAGCAGGCCAGUCUAGAUGAUUUCACAGAGGGCAGCACGCUGAAGCCACAACCAAGCAGAAACAAGGCCGUCAGAGAAGAGCCCAAAAGCACAACAUCGAAGCCUCCGAGUAAAGAGAACAGCUCUGCAAAGCGCAAAUUGGAUGGGGAUGACAAGACGUCGCGACCUCGCUCGAAGAAGCUCAAGGAGGAAGAGCCCGAGAACACCAAGCAGUCUCACUUCGAAGAGCACAGUACUACCGAGCUCGAAAAGCCUAUAGUCAUUAAUCGAUCACCAGUGCUUCAGCUCUGGGGCGCAUCAGUGGCGAGCUUUCUCCAUCCGGCUGAGUCGUGGGAGACGUGCUUGAGCAUUGGCGGGUCAAUAGCAAGUCUAUGCGCAAUCUCGAAAGGCCGCGCCAUUGGAAAGGUCGAGCCAAAGGAUACAUCAGACGAGGCAGAGAAAAAGCGCAAGGACCGCAAGCGGAAGUCUGAGGAUGAUUCGCGUGAGCUUGAAGUCAUGGGCUUUCCCAUGCACAUCAAGAAUGGCGUCGUCCUUGUCGAUGGCAAGCAGAAACCACUGAAUGAGGGCUCCUUGCGAAGCAAGUUUGGCGGCGAAGGUUCACUGAACGCUGCUAAGAAAGUAAUGCAGGAAGCCCUCGAGACAUGGCAGAACGACAAAGAUGAGUUGGAUAAAAAGGCUUUUCAUAUCUACGAGAAGUUCCGUCCCAAUGUCGCCUCAGGCUCCGGUGGUUGGGGUAAAAAGGGCGAGCUCAAUCUUCAUGAAGUUCGGAGUGUGAUCACAAAGUGA
Messenger RNA from Lithohypha guttulata, 813 nucleotides. RefSeq lists its product as uncharacterized. The record is from RefSeq and is a predicted model, not a curated record. The transcript has a single exon. The coding region runs from base 1 to 813 and encodes 270 amino acids. NCBI's taxonomy places the organism in Eukaryota, Fungi, Ascomycota, Eurotiomycetes, Chaetothyriales, Trichomeriaceae.